ACCAAUCAUAUCACACCACGCAUACUCAACCCACAAAAGACUAAACUGCAAAAUUCUUCGUUCGGAGAGAGAAAAACGAAAAGUUAUUAAAGAAAAAUGAAUUAAAAUCUGAUAGCGUAAACAAUUUCGUCUGUAAAUAGAUAAUUUAAACUAAUUGUAUUAAUCCAAACUAACUCACAAAAGAAUCAAGUCAAUAUGCGCGCCGUAUAUCUCGCAAUCGCAAUUCAAUUAAUCUUCUGUGCCGUGGGUACCUUGGCCGGUCGGGAUUUCUAUCGCAUUUUAAAUGUUAAAAAAUCCGCCACCACAAAUGAAAUUAAGAAAGCAUAUCGCAAACAAGCCAAAGAAUUGCAUCCCGAUAAGAACAAGGACGAUCCCGAUGCAUCGACAAAAUUCCAAGAUCUCGGCGCUGCCUAUGAAGUUCUAUCGGACCCGGAGAAGCGCAAAACCUACGAUCGAUGUGGCGAGGAGUGUCUGAAGAAGGACGGCAUGAUGGACAGUUCGGAUCCUUUUGCUAAUUUCUUCGGUGAUUUUGGCUUCCAUUUCGGCAAUGGUGAUUCCCAACAGCAUGACACUCCUCGCGGAGCGAAUAUUGUCAUGAAAAUGAUGGUCACUCUGGAGGAGUUGUAUUCGGGCAACUUCGUGGAGAUCGUUCGCAAUAAGCCUGUGCUGAAACCAGCGUCUGGAACGAGAAAGUGCAACUGUCGACAGGAAAUGGUCACUCGAAACAUGGGUCCAGGGCGAUUCCAGAUGAUGCAACAGACCAUUUGUGAUGAGUGUCCCAACGUUAAGUUGGUCAACGAGGAACGAACUCUGGAGAUAGAGGUGGAGUCGGGUAUGGUUGACGGACAGGAGACACGCUUCGUGGCCGAGGGUGAGCCUCAUUUGGAUGGUGAGCCUGGCGAUCUGAUAGUUGUCAUCCAACAAAUGCCCCACGAGAGAUUCCAACGCAAGGGUGAUGAUUUAUACACCAAUGUCACAAUCAGUUUACAGGACGCUCUUGUAGGCUUUAGCCUUGAUAUUCCCCACUUGGAUGGACACAAAGUCUCUGUGACACGAGACAAAGUGACCUGGCCAGGUGCUCGCAUUCGCAAGAAGGGCGAGGGAAUGCCAAACUAUGAAAACAACAACCUGCAUGGCAACUUGUACAUAACCUUCGACGUAGAAUUCCCCAAGAAGGACUUAUCAGAAAGCGAUAAAGAAGCUAUUAAAAAGAUUUUGGAUCAAUCUUCGAUAGACCGAAUAUACAAUGGACUUUAGAAUGAGCUGAGAUUUUUGUUUUAAUUUGUAAAUUAAGGAUUUAGAGUUUAAUAAAUUAAAUCAAAGGAGGUUAUAAUUUAUAACACACAUGCACGUGGUGUUGCCUGCAAAAAAGAAUUAUUGUAUAAUUUUCCAAGGGCCUCAUAUUCAAAUGCACCUUUGCCAGCAGUUGAAUUUUGAAUAAUGCGAUUAUGUCAGAAAGGAGUUAUUUAUGUAGUUGUUUAAGUUUAUUAUUUUGUGUGCUAUAUAAUUUUGUAUUUAUAUAGAGAAAAAAAAAAUUAAAACAAAACAAAUACACAAAUCUAGUAAAUUCCUGGA
Messenger RNA from Eupeodes corollae, 1575 nucleotides. RefSeq names its product dnaJ homolog shv (gene shv). Gene Ontology annotation, molecular function: misfolded protein binding. Gene Ontology annotation, cellular component: endoplasmic reticulum. The coding region runs from base 196 to 1257 and encodes 353 amino acids. Lineage: Eukaryota; Metazoa; Arthropoda; Insecta; Diptera; Syrphidae. The transcript is spliced from 3 exons. The record is from RefSeq and is a predicted model, not a curated record. Gene Ontology annotation, biological process: protein folding; protein maturation.